Messenger RNA from Pundamilia nyererei, 3311 nucleotides. It is a transcript of the gene glis1b, whose product is annotated as GLIS family zinc finger 1b. The record is from RefSeq and is a predicted model, not a curated record. NCBI's taxonomy places the organism in Eukaryota, Metazoa, Chordata, Actinopteri, Cichliformes, Cichlidae. The transcript has 11 exons. The coding region runs from base 293 to 3280 and encodes 995 amino acids. Gene Ontology annotation, molecular function: RNA polymerase II cis-regulatory region sequence-specific DNA binding; DNA-binding transcription factor activity, RNA polymerase II-specific. Gene Ontology annotation, cellular component: nucleus. Gene Ontology annotation, biological process: regulation of transcription by RNA polymerase II.
GAUCUUAUCCCCCCACGGAAACACGGACACCGUCCUUAUUGGCGCUCCUGCAUACCGGUGCAGCUAUUGGGUGUCAAUCUCACGCAAAAAGAGGGGGGAACAGAGAGAGAGAGAGGUGUGUGCACGGGAUGCUGUGAUGUCUGGUCGCCACUGAGAGGAUGCUAUCGAUCAGGCGUGCAAAUGCUUCCUUCUCCGCUUUGAUAAGCAUGGUCGUGUGCGCGUUUAGACUCUUUCUGCUCCUCGUAAACAAAUUGGACAAGGUAAUGUGAGCGGGGACCGCACUGGGUCAUUAAUGCAAAACUCCUCAGCGCUGUUCGGGAUGGUGAGCCACUGCCAGACCCCUGCUUUCACCGACUUCACUGGCUUGACGCUCUCCGUGUACGGCAGCAAGGGAGACAUCUGUGCGCGACGAGCAGGGAACGGCUUUGGAUCGCAGAUUUGCCGGAGCCCUCAUGACACCCCGACUCACAUGAACUGCGCCAGCCCGAAGCGACUCUCCGCGUCCGAGGAAAAAGCGCGUCUGUCAGGCAAAACUGCGCGCUUGUGCUUCUCUCUCCCACCGGUGCAAGUGAAUGGGACCUACUGCUCAGAGAAAGAUGCAAAUGCUGAGCUGGGCAAUGCCGAGGGCCCCCUGAUGCGAUGUGGGCAGAGCCUGCUGCUUCCAGCGGGGGGUCAUUCGGAGGGGCUUUACUCCCAGAGCCUCCAGUGCAGCAGACCUACACCUGACCUCCUUCUGCAGGAUGGGCCUCAUCAUGACGCCAGAUCCUCCUCUGCCUUCGGGAGGACCCUGCCAGGGGCCUCACCCAGCCUGGGCUGCGGUGCCAGCGGCGUUCGCUCCUCUCUCCCUUACCCAGUCAAACAGGAGAGCUCGAUGGGCUACAAGAUCUCCAACGUGGAGUCUUCAUCUCAGGCUGGAUUUCAGGCCCACGCUGCAGGCCAAGUUUUGGAGGUGGCCAGGGAUGAGAUGGUUGGGUCACUGCAUGUUAGCAACAGCGGUAAUGGCGUAUGUGCAGUGAGCGGUGUAGGUAGCGCUGUGCCAGGAGACGCAGGACAACCGUUUAAUAAUGAAGAUGGCUCCUCCCCGCUGGCUUUGUCUCCAAUUGGCUCUCGUCAUUCAGCGCGGCUGCUCAGCGCUGGCAGUCUGAAGAGACGCUGCCUGUCCCUGGCCUCGCAAUCCACCGCCGCUGCUGCCACCGGUUCCCCAUCAGCUGUUGGCACCGCUUCUGAGGAGAUCAAUAUCACCGCAAUCAUCUGCUCCUCCUCCCAGAUGUCGAUGGUCGCCUGCGUCAACGGGUUCCGUGCUAACCUCUCGCCAAGCAACACCAGCAGCGCCGGCUUCUCUUCCUCCUCCUCCUCCUCUACUGCUUCCCCACCCUCUAACUCCUGCUCACGGGAAGCCCCCCAGAGGCCCCCACCACACAGCAGCCCCCAGCAGGCUGCACUGCAGGAGAGCUGUCAGCUGUCCUCACCUGCCACCUGCCUGUUGUCUCUUUCCUCUUCCUCAUCCUCUUCUUCAGUGUCAUUAGGGGAGCCGGAGCAAGGCCAAGGGCAGAGCCUGGGGCUGUGCGAGGAGCAGGGCUCCAUGCUGCAAGGGCGUGGGGCUGGAGGAACAGCUGAGGGAGGAGGAGGAGGAGGCUCAGACGGGUUGGGGCUACUGAUGAGUGGGGCCCUGAUGUCUGGGACUCUGCAUUCGGGGCCUCAGGGUGGGGGUCUCCCAGAUGGGGGCCAAAGAUCUGGGGCUGUCCUCAAGCAGGAACCGCUCGAUGACUUCUCUCCCAGCGAAGACAAACUCUUUCAGCACCACUAUCAUCAUCACCAUCACUUAAGUGGGCGCAGUGGGAAUCUUCGUCACGCUCACCACCCACCUCGAUCGGCCAUGCCUCCGCCUUACCACUUGCACCAAUAUGUGGGGCCCACUCCCAACGGCCCACUACACCAUCACAACCAGCAGACAACUCCAGGCUCUUCCCUCGGACUCAAACCAACCUCAGGAGGCCCUGCGGUGGCCCACGCAGCCCCCGAGCCGGAAGAAGUCGGAGGAGGAGGGCUGGUGGAUAAACAGGUGUGUCGCUGGAUUGACUGCAGUGCUGCUUUUGAGCAGCAGGAGGAGCUUGUGAGACAUAUUGAAAAGGUCCACAUCGACCAACGCAAAGGUGAGGACUUCACCUGUUUCUGGGCUGGCUGUAUUCGGCGCUACAAGCCCUUCAAUGCACGCUACAAGCUGCUCAUUCACAUGAGGGUCCAUUCUGGAGAGAAACCCAACAAGUGUAUGUUCGAGGGCUGUAACAAAGCGUUUUCUCGUCUGGAGAAUCUGAAGAUCCACCUGAGGAGCCACACAGGAGAGAAGCCGUACCUGUGCCAGCACCCUGGCUGCCAGAAAGCUUUCAGCAACUCCAGCGAUCGGGCCAAGCAUCAGCGCACUCACCUGGACACGAAACCAUAUGCAUGUCAGAUCUCCGGUUGUACCAAGCGCUACACGGAUCCCAGCUCCCUACGCAAACACGUCAAGAUCCACUCAGCCAAAGAGCAACAGGUGCGUAGGAAGCUUCGGCCCUGCCCUCACCUGGAGCAGGAUGUCCUGAGCGACUGUCUGUCCAUGCAGCACCUCCAGAGCUCCACCUCUACGCAGCACCUCUACAAUGGCAAAGAUGGCCAUUCUCCUGCAUUGGGCCAAGACAUGUUCACAGGCCUGUACACUGGCUCCAGUACCCCCCAUCACAGCGCCCCAGUGGAGCUGCUCACCCCCAACUCUGGCUCCACCGCUGACCUGCCGACCCGACAGCACCGACUGGAUCGAGACCUCGGCAGCCCUCACCACCUGUCCCCGCUGGCUGCCAUGGACGGCACGAGAGACGGGGUGUCGGGUUCCCUCCUGUCUCCUGGGAUGAAGACAGCGGGGACAUCGCCUCCUCCACUGGAGAAACAGCAUGUCCACCCUCACCACAAGCUUUACCCUCACUAUCACCAGCAUCAGCCUGCCAGCGACGAAUACCAAGGCAGCUUCCAGAGCUGCUUCCAUUUCGGAGACUCCUACAGGAUGGAGCAGACAGUCGGUGGCGUCCACGUCCCGGGAGAUUCUCACACCUACACUUCACAUCAGCCCAAUGGCUUCCACAUGUCGACGAGCAACACCGGCUCUGCGGGCUUCAGCUUGACCCAGGAGCUGCAGGGAGGCGGCGGUUGCCAAUUCUUAUCCAGCCCAGAGGAUAGCAUUUUCUUCCAGGUGGGCAGCUUUGACCGUAGCUUGAGCCACAUGUCCUCCAUCUACACAGAGACAUAAAGGAACACAGGAGCAAGACAGGCUUCACCAC